Sitodiplosis mosellana (orange wheat blossom midge) is the source of this 822-nucleotide messenger RNA. RefSeq lists its product as uncharacterized. The record is from RefSeq and is a predicted model, not a curated record. Gene Ontology annotation, biological process: positive regulation of voltage-gated potassium channel activity; regulation of synaptic transmission, cholinergic; sleep. NCBI's taxonomy places the organism in Eukaryota, Metazoa, Arthropoda, Insecta, Diptera, Cecidomyiidae. The transcript has 3 exons. The coding region runs from base 87 to 533 and encodes 148 amino acids.
AGCUAGACUUGAAAUGAACAUCAGUCUUGUCAAAUACUGCUGAAACACAUGAAUUGGUUUCGUGACAUUUCUUGUUCAUUAAAAAAAUGGCACUGCAGAGGUUUAUAUUUGUUUCUCUAACCGUUGUUUUGACAUUAGUUGUUUUAUUCCAUAAAGCAUUUGCCAUUAAAUGUUGGAGAUGCCAGUCAAGUGGGAAAAUGUCUGAGUUUUGUAAAGAUCCAUUUGUUGAAAGCAAUAUCACUGCGGCGCAAAAACGUUGGAUAUACGUGGAUUGCCCUCAAAAUUCUAACCAAAGAAGCGCUUGCAAAAAAAUUAUUCAGCUCGUGAAUGAUAAGGUUGUGAUUUCACGAUCGUGUCACUUCGAACCAGUGAAUGCAUUGGAAAAUGAUUGUAUGAAUGAAACAACACCCUCAUAUGUGAAGACACAAUUUUGCAAGAGCUGUUUAACUGAUGGAUGUAACGGUGGUGCUAUGAACGUGGAUUUUGAAAAUGAGUACACAACUGUUGCAAGUGAAAAUACUAUUGAUGAUUAGCAGCACUCAAAUAUUGUCGACUAUAACGAAAACAAUACAAAAAAUAUAUAUAUUUCUGAUGCAGCCAGUUCCAAGCAAAGGAAUUACACACAUGACCAUUUCGCACAUCUGAUUAUAAAUAAAAUGUAAUUCUUUACAGAGUAUGUCAUUAGAUUUGUCUAUUAAUUUACAUGCAAAAUGACAAUUCAAAUGAGUUUCAUGAGAUUAAUCUUUUCAAUUUUUUUUAUCAUUUUUUGUACGCUAUUGAUUGAAAUAUAUUCGAAAACAUAUAAUUUGUUUUCAUAAAUGG